GAGCCAAAGAUGCAACAGGCAAACGACGACUGUAACUCUAGUGCCCAACGCACAGAAUCCUCAGCUGUGAAUGCAUUGGAGUUGGACACUGCGGCAGAAACAGAAGAUGGCACAACCUCUAAGAGGUUUUAUGUGAUGAGAAGAAAAAGAAAGCGGAGUAGUUUCAAACUUUGUUGUCAGUAAAUCUUGCACUUUAUACCUGCUUAUUAUUGGCUUAUCUGGCUGCUGCAUACUAUACCAAUUUUGGUCUUCUUCUCAAUUGACGCAAUGUUUUUUCCAAAUGAGACUGCAUCUGUAAAUAACACUGGAAGAGAAGCACCAAAGUGUUCUCGUGAUUUCUUCCUGGACAACAGCUCUGGUCUGUGUAGACCAGAGUGUGGGGAGUGGGAUCAGUACUCACCAGCCACUCGCAGAGCUGUCUAUGGUGUCAACAUCACCUUCAUCCUUGUGACCAUCAUCGUAUGUGUGGUCACAUUCGUGUGGUCCAUAUUCCGACGCAAAAUAAUGUUUCGCUACCCAAAUAUUAUCCUGUUGUACAUCACCUUCACUCGUGCCAUUCUGAGUAUCCUCCACCUGGUGGGGUACACUGAUGAGAAGGCUCUCUACUGUACAUCUAGAGAUCGCAUGACAAGCUUUGAAGAAGGCAGUGCAUACUGCAAUAUAAUAGGUUCUGCCACUACAUUCAUCCCAAUAUUUGAUCUCACUGGACUCUGUUUCCACCUCGGGACUGUUCUAUUUACUGCCUACUUCCCAUUCAGAGCCAGGAAGCUGGAAACCAAAGGAGGCUACAAGUAUCUUCAUGUUUUUGCUGUCAUAUGUGGAGUUGGUUUCUCAAUAUUCCUGGUUGGGCUUCAGUUUGCAGUCGGUGGAUUCAGCCGUACGGUGGUGCCUAUCUUUUGCCUGGCCGCUUCUGAAAGUGCAUUUGUGUUUGGGGUCAUACCUGGUUGCUUCAUAUCUGCCAUUUUUCUCACUUUCGUGAUGGUACUUUUGUUCAAGAUCAUCAAUAUCCAAGGAUGGAAACUUAAACGAUCUCAGCAGGAAACAAAGCAAACUGUUUCUACCAGUGAGCACACAACCAGCUCCAGCAAAAACUACACCACAGCGCAGAUAAAACUCGUGCUUAUAUUCUGUACACAAGGGCUUGCCACCAUCAUAAACUACUCAUCAUACAGUGUCGUGCUUAGAAUGGAGGAUGUUUUUUCGCGAGCUUUUCAAGAAUACCUCGACUGUGAAGGGCCCGGAAAUGGACAGUGCGAUCGAAGUUUGUUUGAAGCAUUUGACCCAACCCCCACCACGUUUCCUCUAACCACAAUCGCCUACGUGCUUUUGCCCAUCUCCACACUCAUAUACGUGGCAAAUAUCGAGAAGCAGUUUACCAGGUGCAAGACCAAGUUCAAGUCCUCUACAAAGUCUACUAGA
Molecule: messenger RNA, 1419 nt
Organism: Geodia barretti
Lineage: Eukaryota; Metazoa; Porifera; Demospongiae; Tetractinellida; Geodiidae
Source: the annotation of a GenBank genome assembly